AUGACUCUUCAGAACGCUUAUUUACUCAUCAGAACUGUACAAAUAUGUAGUUUAGAAGGAAAGAGAAAUAAAGAAAAUGCACCAAAAACUGUAGAUAAAUGGGUUGAUGACCCCUAUUUAAAAAACUCAUCGCUAUAUAGAGAUACAACAUUAGAUUUAUAUGUUACAUGUACAUUAUAUUCAGAUAGCAAACCACUUAUUCAACCAGAACAUACCUCAUAUAAUCCCUUUUCAGGUUCAAAUAAAUGGGAUGAAACUAUUAUAUUUCCAUUAAAACAUCAAGAUUUACCAUUCGAUACAAUGAUAGUUAUUACAAUUUGGGAUAUUUACUCACCAACCAAAAAGGUGCCAAUAGGUGGUACAUCAUUUAAUGUUUUUGGUAUGAAUAAAAUCGAAAGAAAAGGUAAACAUAAACUAUUAGUAUGGCAAGAUAGAGAGGGUGAUGGAGAAACUGAUACCUCAACACCAGGUCAAAUUCAAGGAAAAGAUGAACAAUAUAGAUUAGAAAAAUUAAAAAAGAAAUAUGAUAGAAAGCUAAUUAAUCACUGUCAAUGGCUAGAUAAAUAUACAAUAAAUGAAAUUGAAAAAAUAUCAAGAUCAUCAGACUCAUUAAAUAAGAAUAGAAUAUAUUUAACAAUUGAAUUACCAGAAUUCGAACUACCAGUAUUAUUUAAACAACAAAACUGUUCAUUAUACAAGCCAUUACAACUACAUGCAAAGAAAUCAUUGGUUUUAAUUAACGAUAUCGAAAUGGAUGAACAUCCAAGUGAACAAAAAUAUCAUAGAUUGAAUCUUUAUGAUCAUAAAGAUUUAAAACCAAAUUUAACAGAACUCAAAGGUUUAACCGAUAUUUUGAAAUCCCCACCAAAUACAAGAGUUGCAAGUAAAGAUGCAUUAUUAAUAUGGAGAUUUAGAUACUAUUUGACCACCAAUAAAAAAGCACUUACCAAGUUUCUUCGUUGUGUAGAGUGGAGCGAGUCACAUCAAAAGAAUGAAGCUCUUUCAAUUAUUCCAAAGUGGGAGCCAAUAGAUAUUGCUGACUCAUUAGAACUUUUGUCCUCGGCAUUUACUCAUCAGAACACUACAAAUGUAAGACGUUAUGCUGUUGAUAUCCUUAGAAAAGCAGAUGAUGAAGAGCUUCUCUAUUACUUGCUCCAAUUGGUACAAGCUACAAAAUAUGAACAGUAUGAUGGUAAUAUCAAUGACUCACCAUUGAUUAGUUUUCUUUUUGAAAGAUCUAGCAAGAAUUUCACUUUGGGAAGUCAUUUCUAUUGGUAUUUAACAGUAGACUCCGUAUUAAAAACCAGUAGUUUCUGUUCACUUUAUAAAACUCUUCAAGACACUUUCUUUAGACAACUAGACCCUACCGAUGGCUUAAGAAUUAACCAACAAAACAACUUUGUAUCAAGACUAUCAACCCUUUCUGUUGAACUCAAAGCAAUGAACUUCCCAAGAGAAAAGAAAAUCGAAAAACUUCGUCACAUGCUCUCAGAGGGCAGCUAUAAAGAUCUUUCUGAUUUUCCUCCAAUUAGAUUACCUGUUAAUCCAGAUAUUGAAAUUGUUGGUAUUGUACCAGAAAAAGCAACUAUUUAUAAGAGUGCUAAAUCACCACUUGGUUUAAAACUUCGUACAACCAAAGGAGAAGAAUAUGGUAUUAUCUUUAAAACUGGUGAUGACCUUCGUCAAGAUCAACUUAUUAUUCAAUUAAUAUCUUUAAUGGAUCGUUUAUUAAAGAAAGAGAAUUUAGAUCUUAAAUUAACACCAUACAAAGUUUUAGCAACAGCAGAAGAAGAUGGUAUUGUGGAAAUGGUUAAUCCAAGUGAAGCUAUGGCAUCGGUACUCAGCAAAUAUGAUGGGGAAAUUUUGAAAUUUUUUAAAACUCACAAUCCAGAUAGUGAAUCACCAUAUGGUGUAGCUCCAGAUGUUAUGGAUAAUUUUGUAAAGAGCUGUGCAGGUUAUUGUGUAAUUACAUAUAUUUUAGGUAUUGGCGAUAGACAUUUAGAUAAUCUUUUACUCACUCCAAACGGCAAAUUAUUCCACAUCGAUUUUGGUUACAUUUUAGGUAAAGAUCCAAAGAUUUUACCACCUCCAAUGAAACUAUGCAAAGAAAUGGUAGUCGGUAUGGGUGGUGAAAAUAGUAAGCAUUACGAAAAAUUCAAGCAACUCUGCUGCGAAGCCUAUAAUAUCCUCAGAAAAAGUAGUCAUUUAAUUCUUAAUCUUUUUGCACUUAUGGCCGAUGCUUCAAUUCCCUCAAUCUCUGAAGAUAAAGAAAAAAGUAUCCUCAAGGUCCAAGAAAAACUUCAAUUAGAAUUAACUGAUCAAGAAGCCUCAAAUUCUUUAUUAUUAUUAUUAAAUGAAUCUGUUUCAGCUUUAUUCCCUGUAAUGGUUGAAUAUGUACAUAAAUGGUAUCAAUAUUGGAGAAGUUAA
Molecule: messenger RNA, 2427 nt
Organism: Dictyostelium purpureum
Lineage: Eukaryota; Evosea; Eumycetozoa; Dictyosteliales; Dictyosteliaceae
Product: phosphatidylinositol 3-kinase
Exons: 5
Coding region: 1-2427 (808 amino acids)
Biological process (GO): autophagosome assembly; endocytosis; phosphatidylinositol-mediated signaling
Cellular component (GO): membrane; cytoplasm; phosphatidylinositol 3-kinase complex, class III, type I
Molecular function (GO): 1-phosphatidylinositol-3-kinase activity
Source: RefSeq, a predicted model, not a curated record